AUGCACUUUUGCAACGCGAACAAGAAGCAGAACGUCUCCGCCAGGAAGAGCAACAUCUCCGUAAAGACGCGCAAGAACGCGAACAAGAAGCGCAGCGACGUGAACAAGAAGCAGAGCGCCUCCGUGAAGAAGACCGGCAUCGCUACGAACGGAGAAUCGGAAAGACCACACUUCAUGAACAGCACACAGUCUACGCAAGGCGAUGCCGCAAAUGCGGAGAACAAGCCCCGCCCUGAUCGAAUUUUGCCAUGGCCAGAAUUUGAAGCUGAGCAGGCACACACAUGGGGUAUUUUAAUGGAGUCGAGUUUUGUGCGUGAACGGCAUUUUACCUCUCAGCGAACAUCUCUUUCUAUGGGAGACCCUUGA
Messenger RNA from Amorphotheca resinae ATCC 22711, 366 nucleotides. RefSeq lists its product as hypothetical. The transcript has 2 exons. The record is from RefSeq and is a predicted model, not a curated record. The coding region runs from base 1 to 366 and encodes 121 amino acids. NCBI's taxonomy places the organism in Eukaryota, Fungi, Ascomycota, Leotiomycetes, Helotiales, Amorphothecaceae.